GCUGGAGAAGAGCAUAUAGUUGACAAUGAGUUUGAGAGUGAUAAAAAUAAUAAAAGGGUCACGAAGAAAUAUGGAGAAAAUGCGCUCAAGGAACAAGAAAAUGUGAUGCUUCUAAGACCAGUGGAGGAGCAGAAAAGUAAGAGCAUGGAUAUGAGACCACAUCUUCAGUUUCUUGAGCAGCGGUUGAUUCUUCCGCAGACGGCUUACGUGAAUCCACUUGGAGUAGUGGGGUUUGCGGAUAGGCUGUUGUCUGAAGAGACGUGUCUCCCAAUAGCACUGGGGCGGGAUCAAAUCGUUUCCUACUUUCUGCCUUCUGAGCAGAGCCAAUACCAGCUUGACGGAGGACUAUUCUAA
Messenger RNA from Protopolystoma xenopodis, 354 nucleotides. The record is from the annotation of a GenBank genome assembly. Lineage: Eukaryota; Metazoa; Platyhelminthes; Monogenea; Polystomatidea; Polystomatidae.